Lathyrus oleraceus (garden pea) is the source of this 747-nucleotide messenger RNA. RefSeq lists its product as uncharacterized. The transcript is spliced from 2 exons. The record is from RefSeq and is a predicted model, not a curated record. NCBI's taxonomy places the organism in Eukaryota, Viridiplantae, Streptophyta, Magnoliopsida, Fabales, Fabaceae. Bases 1 to 747 code for a protein of 248 amino acids.
AUGGAGUUAAUCAAGGCAGCUGGUCUUAUGAAAACUGUGACUGCUCUGCCUCAAUGCUAUGAGGGGCUAGUCAAAGAAUUUAUUGUAAACAUUCCUGAGGAAAGUUAUGAGGUCUGCAAAGUGGUUGUUAGGGGUAAGUCUGUAAAACUUUCACCAACCAUCAUCAACAGAUUCCUAGGGAGAGGAACUAAUGGAGGGGUAGAUCUAGAGACCACAGAUAAUGAGAUUUGUAGGAUGAUCACAGCUGGCCAGGUUAAGGAAUGGCCUAGUAGGAAACACCUAUCAACUAGUAAGCUAACUGUCAAACAUGCCUUCACCAAUGCUGUAAAGUUGCCCAUUGCAUUCCCUUCCAUCAUUUGUGGCAUCAUCCUGAGUCAACAACCAGGAAUUCUAAGUGCUAGUCAUAUUCCAAGCAGGAGGAAGACCCCUCUAUCAAUUCACGAUAAGCUUUUUGAGGGUAGUCAUGUCAAUGAUGUUGUCAUGACAUCUGCAAGAAGGGAACAUGCAUCUCAAGGGAACCUAAUUGACCAACUAAGAGAAACCUGCAGGGAAUUGGAGAAUGGUAUAAAUGUGGCCAAAGCAAGAAAAGAAGCUUUGGAAGCUCUUAUUUAUAGCCUGGAAAAGGAGGAGAUAGAAAAAGCUGGUAAGGACUCAGAUGCAAAAGCACAGUCUUGUAACAACUCUGAAAGCUCUGAUGGCUCUGAAGAUGAAGAAGAAGGCGAAGAUGAUAGUUCUUCCUCUGAUUGA